Molecule: messenger RNA, 2728 nt
Organism: Aspergillus nidulans FGSC A4
Lineage: Eukaryota; Fungi; Ascomycota; Eurotiomycetes; Eurotiales; Aspergillaceae
Gene: mrd1
Product: RNA-binding ribosome biosynthesis protein MRD1
Exons: 4
Coding region: 1-2460 (819 amino acids)
Biological process (GO): endonucleolytic cleavage in ITS1 to separate SSU-rRNA from 5.8S rRNA and LSU-rRNA from tricistronic rRNA transcript (SSU-rRNA, 5.8S rRNA, LSU-rRNA); small-subunit processome assembly; endonucleolytic cleavage in 5'-ETS of tricistronic rRNA transcript (SSU-rRNA, 5.8S rRNA, LSU-rRNA)
Cellular component (GO): 90S preribosome; nucleolus; nucleus
Molecular function (GO): nucleic acid binding; rRNA primary transcript binding; RNA binding
Source: RefSeq, a predicted model, not a curated record
AUGGAGAGCACAAGAGUGUUUGUCUCUGGCCUCCCCCCAACAUUAACCAAUGAUCAACUCAAGAAACACUUUGAAACUCGCUUUCAUGUCACGGAUGCUCAUGUCCUGCCAAAACGGAGGAUUGGCUUCGUGGGCUUCAAAAGCUCUGAGGCGGCUCAGCAGGCUGUUUCUUACUUCAAUAAGACAUAUAUGAGGAUGUCCAAGAUUUCAGUAGACAUUGCUAAGCCGAUUGAUGCGGAACCUGCCCACCGCAAGGACAGUAGAACAGCUCAGCCCGACGAUGCCUUGGGAAACAAUCUCAAGCGUAAGCGCGAUGGGGAUACUAUCAAGGAUUCUAAAACGCAAGAGUAUCUUUCCCUCUUACAGCAACCAUCUAAGACCCGAACGUGGGCAAAUGAUGAUCAGCUACCUGAUCCUGAUGAGACCGACUCACAUGCACAAGAACAAGAACAGCCUUUCGACGUCGAUGAUCAGGAGGAACUGACAUACGCUCAGAGGAAAAAGGCAAAACUGGGUCAGGAUGCAAACGAAAGCUCUCAUGUUCCAGUAGUUGCUGGCUAUCAACCUACAACUGACGAAAGCGAUGGUCAACCCUCGCCUGAAAAACAUGAAGAGGAGUUGGAGGACCCGCAAAAGGACCAGGCGCCUGUUUCUGACUCUGACUGGCUGCGCUCAAAAACAAGUCGCCUUCUAGGCUUGCUAGACGAAGAUGAACAAGAAACGUUUGCGUCCCCUGCGGCGGCCACGAAUCCUACGCCAAUAAUCAACUCCAACGUUGAGAAGCCCGAAGCUGAGAGUCCGGAGAAGCCCGCUGAGAGCGACUUGACGAAAGCGCCCACAGCAGCGGAAGUUGACACGAACAUCGAAAACAUCCGCAUUUCAGCACGUUUAUUUGUCAGAAAUUUGUCUUACGAGACGAAAGAGUCAGAACUCGAGCCGGUUUUUUCGCCUUUUGGCAAAAUUGAAGAAAUUCAUGUUGCCUUCGAUACAAGAUUUACGACCAGCAAAGGAUUUGCGUACGUUCAGUACGCUGAUCCUGACGCGGCUGUUGAAGCGUACAGAAAUUUAGAUGGAAAGAUCUUUCAGGGUCGCUUAUUACAUAUUCUGCCUGCAUCGCAGAAGAAGACGUACAAGCUAGACGAGCACGAGCUGUCCAAAUUGCCGUUAAAGAAGCAAAAGCAGAUCAAGCGAAAACAGGAGGCUGCUUCUUCAACGUUCAGCUGGAACUCCCUGUAUAUGAAUGCUGAUGCCGUCAUGUCUUCCGUUGCUGAACGAAUUGGUGUCUCCAAAGCUGACCUUUUGGAUCCCACUUCGUCGGAUGCCGCUGUCAAGCAGGCCCAUGCUGAAACGCAUGUAAUCCAAGAGACAAAAGCUUAUUUCAAAGCAAACGGUGUAAAUUUGGACGCUUUCAAGCAACGAGAGCGCGGAAAUCUCGCCAUUUUAGUAAAGAACUUCUCGUAUGGCACAAAAACCGAAGACCUUCGCAAAUUAUUUGAACCCUUCGGACAAAUCACCAGGCUGUUGAUGCCGCCGAGCGGCACAAUAGCUAUUGUGGCAUUCGCGCGACCGGAUGAAGCGCAGAAGGCUUUCAAAAGCCUAGCGUACCGAAAACUUGGUGACUCGAUCCUCUUUUUGGAGAAGGCACCAAAAGACCUUUUUGAGGCGGAUGUUCCACCUCAGAACCCACUGCCAGAAACCAAAGCCGUCUCGCAAGGUUUCUCAACCGCAGAUACUUUUGCUGCGGAUGAAGGUGACGAAGAAGUUAUGGCUACUGCAACGUUGUUCAUCAAGAACCUUAACUUCUCCACAACUAAUCAAUCUUUGAUAGAAGCGUUCAGGCCGCUGGAUGGCUUUGUUUCCGCAAGGAUAAAAACCAAACCUGAUCCCAAAAACCCUGGUCAGACACUGAGCAUGGGCUUUGGUUUCGCCGAUUUCAAAACCAAGGCCCAGGCCCAGGCUGCUCUCGCUGUGAUGAAUGGCUACACGCUUGACCGGCACACAUUGGUAGUAAGGGCAUCUCAUAAGGGCAUGGAUGCAGCCGAGGAAAGAAGAAAGGAGGACACUGCGAAGAAGAUCGCUGCACGACGUACCAAGAUCAUCAUUAAGAACUUGCCGUUCCAGGCCACGAAGAAAGACGUCAGGUCGCUUUUCGGGGCUUAUGGCCAGCUCCGGUCUGUGCGGGUGCCCAAGAAGUUCGACCGGUCUGCUCGGGGUUUUGGUUUCGCUGAUUUUGUAAGCGCUCGAGAAGCGGAAAAUGCCAUGGAUGCCUUGAAGAACACACACCUUCUCGGCAGGCGAUUGGUAUUGGAAUUCGCGAACGAGGAGGCCAUAGAUGCCGAAGAGGAGAUUCAAAGAAUCGAAAAGAAGGUAGGGGAGCAGCUGGACAGGGUCAAGCUCCAAAAGCUCACUGGAGCUGGGCGCAAAAAGUUCACUGUAGGGGCCCAGGACGACGAGAGCUAGAGUCCCUUCUCCCUGUCGAUAGGUGCAAAUCCAGGUCGACUUUCGCGAUACUAUCCCUUGCUUUCCGGAUAGAAGCAGCGCACACGUUCCUGUCAGUACCUGCAUACAUACGCGUCCUGCAAAGUGCCGUCCACUCGUGCAUCCGAACCUUAGAUACCCUGUAUCGCAUUACUAUUACUGUCUUUCUGGGAUCUCUCUCGAUGUAAGCGUCUCCUUAAGUCCUAUACAACUAGGUACUCGCACCCUGGAUAUUCCAACUCCUAGGGCU